AUGUCCUCAAACAACACAAAUGAUGGCGGCGGCGGCACUGGCGGCGGCGACGACAAUCAGGUGGAGUUGAUUGUGGCUAUUGUUGCCCUUGUCAUUUCUGUUUUUGCUUUCAUCAUUGCCAUAUUCCAGGCUCUUCAGCAAUAUUAUGCCUCAGCAACAGGGUAUUCUUCAUGCACUCCUAAGGUCAUGGGUGACUGGGCACGAUUCACCCGUCGCCGGUUCAGAUGGUACGAAUUCCGCUUUGAAGUGGAAUUUGAAGUUCCCGUUAUCUUCGUCGCGCCUCCAACGAACCACAGGGGCCCUCUCGGAUUGCAUGAAGAGAAGGAGAUCACCUACAUGACAGGAACAUCUGACAGUUACAAGAAGACGUUCACGUGGGAUCAGAGGCAGUACGAUGAGGUCGACAAGAGCCUGCGAGCUGGGAAUAGUCGCCAGGCCAUCCAUACAGCAGACAACGAGCUUGCCAACUGGCUGGGGCUCUUGAUGGCCAUCCAGCGUAUGGAGAGAGAGUCACGAACCUGGCAGGACAACGAGUACUUCGGACACAACAACCCCCAGUGGGAAGACCAGACACCAUGUCACCCUCACGCGCCAACUACCUAUGUUACCUAUUCACUCACUGUGGGGAUGCAACGAAAGAAAAAGUCUUGGGACAGCAUGCCGGAUAACUUAAAGAAACCUUACGCCACCACCACCAUCACCCAUAUAGUUGAGAUUGCUGGGAUGCUAGGAGUCCACUGGAAAGAGUUCAACAGAAAUGAGGAUCGCUAUCGCGCGCAGGGCAAUGGAUUCAGUAUCACUGGCUAUGAUGUCGACGACCUUGGCAUCGUCUUCACCUUCAAGAAGACCGGACCGACUUGGUUCCAUGAGAACCGUGUCGUUCCCAAUAAUCGCGUCAAGGAACUUUGCUUUGGGUACUGUCCCACGAUCUUCCGUAAGGACAAUAGCAACAACCACAAGUACGCUGAUGAGCCUAAAGACAUCGGAACACUCCAGCUUGGGAUUGCGUUCGAGAUCCUAGGCAUGCUUGGAGUUGUGCUCCAGAUUCCUGGUACUGCGUUCCGUAUGCUCCCAAAUCCGACUAUCUGGCAUUGGGACAGAAAGGCAUUUUCGCUGCGCACAUUCCUUGGUGAUUAUGUUCAUGCCAUGAGCGAGGCAUCAGCCAACGAACCCAGGUUGAAGGUCAAUGAAAGCUCAUGUGUUGGUACAAUCAUCAAGGAUGCCAGCAAGAUUGAGGACAAAUUCCUAGAGUUGGAGUCUCGAGAUGGUCCUGAAGCAGUCCUAAGGCCCACUGACAACACGGAAGAAAGGAUCUACUCUAACGACCUCGUUAUGGCUCUGCAUUCGGCCAUUGCCCGGUGCGACGAAUUUCUCACACACCCCAGCCGGAUCAACCUCGUCCAGAAUGUUUUGCGUGUUCACCUGCAAGAGAUCCUACGAAUUCUAAAUGACACAGACGGAGAAUACAAGGCCGUGAUGAUAGCCACGAGGGAUAAGAGCCGAGCGAACAAAGAUCAUCUCAGUGAUUUUGUCCUUCCGGGUGCAUCUUCUAGUGUCCCGGUGAACGAGGAAAGCGAAGAGGUUCAGAAGGAGAUAUCCCUCUUGCAGAAACUCGACUCGGCUUCGUCCAGUGAGCGGCACAGCGUCCUUGCUGAUAUCUAUCUGUUCUCGGUCCGCAAGCGCGUUAUCGAGGUUGUCUGCAAGCAUAUGCUCAUUGACAAGGCCCGGAGAGAGCGAGGGCCCAGGUCAAUUAUUUCUACAGCUUCUGGAGAGCCACAGCGUUACGACCAGGAGCAACAAAUCAACGACGUUUGGUGUAUGCUCGUGUUCAGAAUGAUCUGCUGGCUACUUCUUCAUGACUUUCACGGCAAAGACAUUCAGGUGGAGAAGAGUGAUGCAUUUGGCAGCCGUUUGUCUGUGUACAUCACGUAA
Messenger RNA from Colletotrichum spaethianum, 1932 nucleotides. RefSeq lists its product as uncharacterized. NCBI's taxonomy places the organism in Eukaryota, Fungi, Ascomycota, Sordariomycetes, Glomerellales, Glomerellaceae. The record is from RefSeq and is a predicted model, not a curated record. Bases 1 to 1932 code for a protein of 643 amino acids. The transcript is spliced from 2 exons.